Messenger RNA from Linum tenue, 1671 nucleotides. Lineage: Eukaryota; Viridiplantae; Streptophyta; Magnoliopsida; Malpighiales; Linaceae. The record is from the annotation of a GenBank genome assembly.
AAAGAAAAGACGACAUUUCCCGAAAGGAAGAGAGCUUUAUCCCAGGUCCCGCGGUUUUAACAUCCAAACGCGGCCUUUCCCCAACUUCCAAACAAACUUUCUCACGAUUUCCUCUCCUCUCUCAAAUCUUCAUCCCUGUUGCCAAAUUUCUUUUAAACCUCUCUCUCUCUCUCUCUCUCAUUUACGCUCAAUAGGAAUCUCUCUGCGUAUCCCACUUCUUAAUUUCCCUACCUUUUGCCCCCAGAUCGUCGCCGAAUUCCUUCCCUGCGUCGCCGGUUAUCAUGUCGGUGAAAACUGUGAAGGUGAGUAAUGUUUCCGUAAAGGCGACGGAUAAAGAUCUCAAGGAGUUCUUUUCUUUCUCUGGUGAUAUUGAACAUGUUGAGAUGCAAAGUGUUGAUGAGAAAUCUCAAGUGGGAUUCGUUACCUUCAAAGAUACUCAAGGCGCAGAUACUGCAGUCCUUCUCUCGGGUCAAUAUUACUUGAUGUGGUCUGAUGAGGGAUUAAAGACCAUUUCCCGACAUGUGGUAUGUGAGAGAUCAAGAGCAUGUUCCCUGAACAUGUGUUGACUCCAUCAGUGACGGGUUUGGGGGUUUUUUAAGCGCUGGUCUAAAAGUGCCUGUAACACUUUGUGUUUGGUUGAUUUAAUUGAAUCCCAGUAUGGGUACAGGAUCUGUUUACACACUCAAUUACUUCAUCUACAUUGUUGUUUCUUUGUUAGGGAGCAACUAUAGUUGAUCUUGCCGUCACCAUAGCACUAGAUCCAGAUUACAAGCUACCGCCAGCCGUCUUACUGGCAAUGCAGGAGAACAAUCCAGCUGCACCCUCUGAUCCAGACUCAGCUCUCCGAAAGGCAGAGGACGUGGUCAGCAGCAUGCUGGCCAAAGGCUUCAUAUUGGGCAAAGACGCAGUCAACAAGGCCAAAUCCUUCGACGAGAAGCACCAGCUGACAUCAACUGGCUUAGCCAAAGUCGCCUCCUUCGACAAGAAGAUAGGCCUCACUGACAAGAUCAGCGCCACCAGCACCGUGAUGGGUGACAAGGUACGAGAAGUUGACCAGAAGUACCAGGUCUCUGAGAAGACCAAGUCUGCACUCGCGGUUGCAGAGCAGAAGGUCAGCAGCGCUGGUACAGCAAUCAUGAAGAACCGCUACGUGUUCACCAGUGCUGCUUGGGUGACGGGGGCAUUCAGUAAAGUGGCCAAAGCAGCAGAAGACGUGGGUCAGAAGGCCAAGGAGAAGGUUGGGAUGGCUGAGGAAGAGCAGAAGAAGAAAGUGGUGGAGGAUUUUGGUUCAGUUCACUUGGCCGAUUCCCCGAAUGUACCAUCAAGCCAUGAUCAUGAUGAUCAGAAAGAGCAGAAGUCGUCCGCCCCUGCUGAUCCGAAAUUUCCUCCUAGUUCUGACAUCAAACUGACAUCGCCUUCUCCCAAAUCUCCUUCCAAGCCAGCACCUGCUCAAGGGUUGAUCCUUUGAACAAUCUCUCUUGAGUGUUCGCUAUCUCUGAUCUCUGAUUUGCUCAAAAUGGAUGGAGUUGGAUCAUAGAUUUCUGAAUGCAAUACAUCAACUACAAAGAACACACUACUAUUUAUAUAUAUUUUCUCAUUAUCAUAUCAUUAACCUCAUUUUUUACUUGUUCUUCCAUGUGUAUAUAUGCAAUGGACGAAAGAUGGAUUUUU